CCCCCGGCCGGCGGCUCCGCGCCCGGCUACCGCUGCCCCGAGCCGCAGUGCGCGCUCGCCUUCGCCAAAAAGCACCAGCUCAAGGUGCACCUGCUGACGCACGGCGGCAGCCAGGGCCGGCGCCCCUUCAAGUGCCCCCUGGACGGCUGCGGCUGGGCCUUCACCACCUCCUACAAGCUGAAGCGGCACCUGCAGUCGCACGACAAGCUUCGGCCCUUCGGCUGCCCGGUGGGCGGCUGCGGCAAGAAGUUCACCACCGUGUACAACCUCAAGGCGCACAUGAAGGGCCACGAGCAGGAGAACUUGUUCAAGUGCGAAGUGUGCGCCGAGCGCUUCCCCACGCACGCCAAGCUCAGCUCCCACCAGCGCAGCCACUUCGAGCCCGAGCGGCCCUACAAGUGUGACUUUCCCGGCUGUGAGAAGACAUUCAUCACAGUGAGUGCUCUGUUUUCCCACAACCGGGCCCAUUUCAGGGAACAAGAACUCUUUUCUUGCUCCUUUCCUGGAUGCAGCAAGCAAUAUGACAAAGCCUGUCGUCUGAAAAUUCACCUGAGAAGUCAUACAGGUGAAAGACCUUUUAUUUGUGACUCUGACAGCUGUGGCUGGACCUUCACCAGCAUGUCCAAACUCCUAAGGCACAAAAGGAAGCAUGACGACGACCGGCGGUUCACGUGCCCGGUGGAGGGCUGUGGGAAGUCGUUCACCAGGGCAGAGCAUCUGAAAGGGCACAGCAUCACUCACCUGGGCACCAAACCGUUCACUUGUCCCGUGGAAGGUUGCUGUGCCAGGUUCUCCGCCCGCAGCAGUCUGUACAUUCACUCUAAGAAGCACCUGCAGGAUGCUGGGGCUCCGAGGAGCCGCUGCCCGGUCUCCAGCUGCAACCGCCUGUUCACCUCCAAGCACAGCAUGAAGGCGCAUGUGGUCAGACAGCACAACAGGCGCCCAGAUCUCUUCCCUCAGCUCAGCGCAUCAAGUUCUCUUACACCCAGCAGCGAACUCGGCAGCCCAGGCCAAAGUGAGCUCAACAACAUAGACCUGGCAGCACUCUUCUCCGAUGCACCUGCUGAUGGCGGUGGUGUACCCGGGUCCUCGGAGGAGACGCUGAACCCUGGAAUCCUGACUAUUGAUGUGACUUCUGUGAGCUCCUCUUUGGGGGGGAACCUCCCUGCUAAUAAUAAUUCCCUAGGGCCCGUGGAACCUCUAGUCUUGGUGGCCCAUGGUGACAUUCCUCCAAGCCUGGACAGCCCUCUGGUUCUUGGGACAGCAGCCCCAGUUCUUCAGCAGGGCAGCUUCGGUAUGGACGACGCGCAGCCUGUGAGUGCAGGAGCAUUAGGCUGCCUGGUGGCUCUGCCUGUGAAGAACUUGAGUCAGGACCCACAGACGUUGACCUCCAGCAGUAACUUACCAGCAGACACCACCGCAGUGACCUCUUCAGGUGCGCCCCUGGGAAACGGCAGGGUCCCAGAGAUGCUGGCACCAAUCAAAGUGGAACCAGACUCGCCUCCUCGCACUGAUGCUGUCAGGCUGCAAGAACAAAACAGAGGUGUACCCCGGUCUGUGUUCUCCAGUGCUGCAGAAAAGCACAGUCCUCAGAAAGACUCGGGGCUCAGUGCAGGGACCGGCAGCUUUUACUUGCUGUGUGAAGUUGGGCUGCCUCGCUUCUCUGAGCACAGAUGGUGUGUGGUGAGUGGGUUACAGGAAAGUGGGGGCUCAGCAAGAACUGAUUCCCGAGCCAUUCAACUAGCCAAGAAAAAAAAGCAGAAAGGAACUGGGAGCAAUGCAGGAUCCUCAGGGUCUACUCAGAGGAAAGUAAAGGGUGACAAGGUCAGUCCUGCUCCCUUCCACGCAGGCCAGGGCUCGUGGUUCUGUGGGAACCUCGUGCCAGGUGGAGGUCUGCCGGGACCAGCCCCAGCAACAGGCGUGCCGUGCGUCCAGGUACAAUUACUGCAGGACGACCCUUCAGGUGAAGGAGUCUUGCCACUGGCCUUCAGCCCACAGCCUUCUGCCUUCCACCCCCUGUAUGCUGCUGUCGACGUGCCCAUCUAUGUUCUUCAGGAGGUGCUUCCGGCAGCUGAAGGCGCAGCUGGGCCUGAGGACACACAGCGCACAGGGAGCACCAUCACCCUGCGGGACCUGCCGUGAAGCCGCCAUCUGCCCAGGGACCCGCGGCUGCCGCCUGUGUGCCGAGACUCCUCGGUGCGCGUGCAGGCCGAGGCCAGGCUCCGCUUGGCCCCUGCCCAGGCCAGCCCAGGUCUUCUGCUGGGUACAUUUAGCAAAAGUGUUUGUGUACACUUCAUCAGGACCUGGUUUGGGGCUGUCCUAUUUGAAACUGCUUUUGAUGGAGCAGAGGGCUUCGGUGAGGCAAGGAUCGCGCUCAGAGUGAAGCCUGAGCCUCCGCCUGAGCGAGCACCCCUCCUCCCAUCUGACCUGAGCCGGGGGCGUGUGCGGCGUUUAGCACAGAAGGAGGCGCGCGCACAGCACCCUUGCCCAGUCCGCCUUUACCUGGAGUCAGACCAGAUGAGCUCCCCAGAGUCGGUGUUGCAGCGUUCUGCCCGAGCGCUCUAGAAAAACCACAUUUCCCCAUCCUGAGAGCUGUGUCCCAGCCAUUUUCCAGCCCCUAGAGCGAUGUUUGCAGUUAGCUUGGUUUUACCUCACUGUAGGGCAAGGUGGGCCCUUGGUCACAGGGAAGCCAAAUACUCUCAUGUUCUGGGAGACUGGGUGUAAGCAGCUGAUCGGAGAGGACAGUGGGGUGAAGGGGCGCACCAGAGGCCCUGUUAGCCAGCCCUCUGUGGAGACCAAAUUUAGAGCUCAUAGUUUGAGAAUGCACGAGUUAAAACUUUGCAUUAUUUUUAAUUCUGUAUUUGGGUAUUAAUGUUGAAUAAUAACUUGACGGCAGUUUAUAAUGAAUGUUCUGGAUACUAUAAAUUAUGUGGCGGCUGUAAUAAUGGCGGGGUAUGUUUUGUUGAGGUUGCAGGUGUGCAUAGCCUGUCUCGGUGUGUAUCUGUACGGAGGGAGGUCUGUCUUGCGAGAGGAGGCAAGUUAUUUAUUUGUUCAUUAGCAGACGGAACACAGACGGAAUCACUCAGAUGUGCUUUUUUUUUUCUUUCUUUUGCCUUGUGCCUUUUGAAGAAUGUUUAUUCAAACACUACUUUGGUUCUCAGACUUGAAGUCCUCCAGUCUCUCUCUGUCCUGCUUUCUUCGUUUGCAUUUUUAGACAUUGGCAUUGGGGGUGACCCUAGCACUCAGAGGGAUGCCUCUGUCCUGCCUAGAGGCUCUGUCCCGCCCAGGCUGCUUCUCCCAGAGGAACUCAGGGCCAUUUCUGAAUGGUUCUGUCCCCAGAACUCUGCUGCUUCAGACUAAAGUUCAGUGGUUAAAUUUGCCCACCUGGCACCUCAGUGGAUCCCCAAAGGCCCUCUCUCUGUCAGGCCUGUCUGCCACAGUGGCCUUGGGCCCAGGAGCUGGCGGCCCUGCGCUGUAUUGGAGGGAGGAGGGUCGGCCCCUGGGCGUGCCUGCCUGGAGGUGUGUGGCUGGGCUAUUCUGCACCCCUGGGCAUCCGCCUCUGUGACUGGUACUGGCUGUCAGUUUUCUGGGCAGAGAGCUUCCCUGCUGGCAGUGGGCCCAGCUCCUAGUGCAAAUGAAUAAAAGUUUUGUAUCGUCAUGUGCU
Molecule: messenger RNA, 3664 nt
Organism: Condylura cristata (star-nosed mole)
Lineage: Eukaryota; Metazoa; Chordata; Mammalia; Eulipotyphla; Talpidae
Gene: ZXDC
Product: ZXD family zinc finger C
Exons: 11
Biological process (GO): regulation of transcription by RNA polymerase II
Cellular component (GO): nucleus
Molecular function (GO): transcription coregulator activity
Source: RefSeq, a predicted model, not a curated record